GUUACCCGAGGCUCGCAGUGGCUCGCAAACUGUUGGACGGGGAGGGUGGACUUGCUCGCCAUCCUGACUUCAUGUGGACUCGCAGUUAGGUUUCUCUAACUCGGGAGCUUCUUUCCGGUUAAGAGGUUGAGUGAAGUUCCCCGUCGAAUUAUCUUAACGAGUGAAACAUAGACAUCUGGACAGUGGAUUCUCGGACGCGUGUGAAUGACGUUUCCAUCAGUGCUUUGUGCUUGAAAGUCGGUAACCUACACGCAUUAGGCCGCCAUCAUGUUGAAGUACGUAGCAGCGGCAAAGAUCUUAAAGAAACACAAUGCUCAGGUGGACAAUGCAGUGUUUCACUUGCAUUACCGAGUGACAUUUGUGGUGUUCCUCAUAUCCAGUGCCUUAGUCACGGCGCGUGAGUACAUAGGCAAUCCUAUCCAGUGCAUUUCGAAAGCAGUGCCAGGCAAUGUCCUCAACACCUUUUGCUUCAUCAUGUCCACCUUCAGCGUGCCGAGGCACUGGGACGCGCCCCUCGGCGACGGCGUGGCAUACCCGGGCGUGGGCAGUCACGACGACGAGGAUGAGAUCAAAUACCACGCUUACUACCAGUGGGUGCCUUUCGUCCUAGUACUCCAGGCGAUCAUGUUUUACAUCCCGAGGUACCUUUGGAAAAACAUGGAAGGCGGGCUCUUCACCACCAUCCUUGCUGGCCUCGACAAACUCACGCUUGAUGACAGCCAGAGGCACAAGAAGCACAAGAUCUUGUCGCAGUACAUGAUCAAGCACCUCCACAUGCACAUGAACUGGGCUAUAAGGUUCUUCCUGUGCGAGGCGCUGUGCCUGGUGGUGGUCGUCGGCAACAUCUACUUCACCGACUUCUUCUUGGACGGCACCUUCAUGACCUAUGGCACUGAGGUCAUCAACUUCCCCGACAUGGACCCCGAGAACAGAGUUGACCCCAUGACGCGCAUCUUCCCCAGGGUCACCAAAUGCACCUUCAG
Penaeus vannamei (Pacific white shrimp) is the source of this 983-nucleotide messenger RNA. NCBI's taxonomy places the organism in Eukaryota, Metazoa, Arthropoda, Malacostraca, Decapoda, Penaeidae. The record is from RefSeq and is a predicted model, not a curated record.